UUCAUUUUGAUUUCGAAAGCGAGCGGGUCUCAAAAUUCAAAUCGCAUCCCCAUCUCCAUCCCGCUCUCACUCCACAUUUUCACACCAAGAAAAGACACAGAGAAAGGAAGAGAAGAGAGAUCGCCAGAUCGAUUAAGAGAUUGAUCUCUCGAGAGAAGACUGGAUCUAGCACCAGAAGUACGCGCGAUUCUCUCUCCUCCAGGAAGACAACCAAAAAUGUCAGGUCGACACGACAAAGAGAAAGGCGUUAAUGUGCAAGUCCUUCUUCGUUGCAGGCCGUUUAGCGAGGACGAAUUGAGGAGUAAUGCUCCGCAAGUGGUAACUUGCAAUGAUUACCAGAGAGAAGUUGCGGUUUCGCAGAAUAUCGCUGGGAAACAUAUUGAUAGGGUUUUCACUUUUGACAAGGUUUUUGGUCCUUCAGCACAGCAAAGAGAUCUUUAUGAACAAGCAGUAGUGCCAAUUGUUCAUGAAGUUCUAGAAGGGUUCAACUGUACCAUUUUUGCUUAUGGUCAAACAGGUACAGGUAAAACUUACACCAUGGAAGGUGAAUGCAAAAGAUCAAAGAGUGGGCCUAACGGAGAGCUGCCUCCAGAAGCAGGGGUCAUACCUAGGGCGGUUAAACAAAUUUUUGAUACUCUUGAAAGCCAAAAUGCAGAAUACAGUGUGAAGGUCACAUUCUUAGAACUAUACAACGAGGAGAUUACUGAUUUGCUUGCUCCUGAGGAAAUUUCUCGAGUUGCAUUGGAGGAGAAGCAAAAGAAGCAGUUGCCUCUCAUGGAGGAUGGGAAAGGUGGGGUUCUUGUAAGAGGUCUAGAGGAGGAAAUAGUAACAAGUGCGAGUGAGAUAUUCACUCUACUAGAAAGAGGAUCUGCGAAGCGUCGAACUGCAGAAACUUUUCUGAACAAGCAAUCAAGUCGGUCACAUUCCCUCUUUUCUAUUACAAUACAUAUCAAGGAAGCAACACCUGAAGGUGAAGAACUAAUCAAAUGUGGCAAGCUGAAUUUGGUGGAUCUAGCUGGUUCAGAAAAUAUAUCUCGGUCAGGUGCUAGAGAGGGACGUGCAAGAGAAGCUGGUGAAAUCAACAAAAGUCUACUUACUUUGGGGCGAGUCAUUAAUGCUCUCGUGGAGCAUCUUGGGCAUAUCCCUUACAGGGAUAGCAAGCUUACUAGGCUACUUCGUGAUUCACUUGGAGGAAGAACCAAAACAUGCAUUAUAGCAACUGUAUCACCAGCUGUUCAUUGCCUGGAGGAGACAUUGAGUACACUGGAUUAUGCACACAGGGCUAAGAAUAUAAAAAAUAAACCGGAGGUCAACCAAAAGAUGAUGAAAUCAACUCUUAUCAAGGACCUUUAUGGAGAGAUUGAAAGACUCAAGGCAGAGGUUUAUGCUGCCCGUGAGAAAAAUGGUGUUUAUAUUCCGAAGGAGCGGUAUUAUCAAGAGGAAAGUGAAAGAAAGGCAAUGGCAGAUCAGAUAGAACAAAUGGGAGUUCUGAUAGAAACCCACCAGAAGCAAUCUGAGGAUUGGCGGGACAAAUAUGAUGCCAUGGUUCAUCAAUGUUCUGAUUUGAGCAGCAAACUUUGUGCCACUGAGAAAAACUUCAAUCAAACUAUCAAAUUGCUCACGAGUACUGAAGAAGAAUUGAAGAAGUGUCGAUAUAGUUUGAAAGAGAGGGAUUUUAUCAUAUCUGAGCAGAGAAAAGCAGAGAAUGCUCUGGCUAAUCAAGCUUGUGUUUUACGGUCUGACUUGGAGAAAGCACUUCAGGAUAAUGCUUCUUUGUUUCAAAAGAUUGGUAGAGAAGAUAAGCUGAGUUCUGAUAACAGAUCAGUGGUUAACAAUUUUAGAACAGAGCUCUCCCAACAGAUCGUUUCUCUCUGUAACAUGGUAGCUACAUCAAUAUCUCGGCAGAAUGAACAUCUUCAGUGUGUUCAGGACCUUGGUAAUUCUUUCUUGGACAGGCAUCGUAAGUCAAUUGAGGAAUUGAAGAAAAAACUGUCAUCUUCGAGGGCUGUGUAUAUUUCUCACAUUGAGGCAGUGCAAAAUGUGGUCCGUUUGCACAAGGCCAGCUCUAUAGCUGGCUUAGAGGAAAUUUCUUUGUUUGCUUCUUCCAGUGCAGAGUCUAUUAAAGAUUAUCUAGCAUCAGAGGCUGGACAGGUUUCUUUCAUAUUCGAUGAGUUUCAGAAUACUCUAUCAACUCACCAGGGGGAAGUAGCUCUUUUUGCUAGGGAAAUGCGUCAGCGAUUCCAUGUCAGUAGCGAGCAAAGAAAGGAGGUUUCUGAAUACAUGAAUGGAUUUCUUGAUAAGAUUUUGGAACAAUGCAAAAAUCUGGAAAAUCAUGCGGUGCAAGCUGAUGCAGUACAAAUGAAAAAUAUUGAUGAUUUUCAGAAGGCUUAUGAGGAGCAAUCAAAAUCAGAUGCGGAGAAGCUUGUUGCUGAUAUCAACCAUCUUGUUUCCAGCCACCUUCAGCAUCAAAAAGAGCUGGUGGAUGCAAGGCUUGCUGAUCUCAGAGAAACUGCCACCGGAAACAAAGCAGUAUUGGAUGGACAUGUUUCUUCGAUGGAGUAUGUUUCAACAGAUGCAAAACGAAAAUGGCAGGAAUUUUCUAUGCAGACAGAGAAUGAUGCUAAGGAUAUUGCAGAUUAUUCAGCUACCAAACAUUGUAGAAUGGAGUCACUCUUACAGCAAUGUGUAAGCACUGCUGGAUCAGCUUUCAAGCGCUGGGAGAAGACACUUGACUCUGUGAAUGAGAUGGGAAACAAUCAUGUUUCAAAAUUGGUAUCCCUUACGAGAAAUGCAUCUGACAGCAUAGAGCAGCAUGAUGCGGAGGUUGGUUCUGCACGGGUUACAGCUGAGCAAGAUGUGGCAAAGAAUUCCGAAGAUGUCCUCAAGCACAUUGACAGAGUGUCAGAGGAGGAGCAAGGAUCUGUGUCUAAAAUCUUGGAGGCUGUUAAAGCUCACUCAAACACGCUGGAGACUUUCAGGGAGGAUCACUCUGGUGAAGCUGCAGCUAUCGAUGAUAGAGCAAAGGAAACAUUUGAGCAGCAAUAUAUGGAUUAUGAGCCUACAGGCGCAACACCGUCGAGAAGUGAGCCAGAUGUUCCUAGCAAGGGGACCAUUGAAUCACUUCGGGCAAUGCCAGUGGAAAAUCUUCUCGAUGAAUUUCGAGAAAAUAAUACAUAUGAAUCAUUUGAGGUCAAAGAACUGAAGCCCUCUCUAAUACCACGGUCACCCCUUGUUCAACUGAAUCAGCAAUAGAGUGGCUGUGUUCCAUUAAUGUCCCUCCAAUGAAUGCCGAUUUGUAUACACACAUGAUUGAAAAUUGCAAGGCUGCAGGAAAGGGUGCGGUGGGGAGGGUGUAUUGCUAGUUUCUUGUCUAGAUUAAUAACUCCCUUCUUGGGAUUUAGUAAUUUGUAGCUUAACAGAAUGGAUAUUGUAAAGUGAGGCAUAAAACUACACAUUUGCGGUUCAAGUUUUAUUUUCACAGUGGUGGCUCUGCUCAGUUCAGUUCUGCUUAUGUUAACGUAUUGCAUUCUUUGAUCACUCAGAGCAGAAAUUGAAUUUUUGUUGGGCAGGUUUUAUGAA
Molecule: messenger RNA, 3579 nt
Organism: Populus trichocarpa (black cottonwood)
Lineage: Eukaryota; Viridiplantae; Streptophyta; Magnoliopsida; Malpighiales; Salicaceae
Product: kinesin-like protein KIN-5C
Exons: 23
Coding region: 217-3252 (1011 amino acids)
Biological process (GO): microtubule-based movement
Molecular function (GO): microtubule binding; ATP binding; plus-end-directed microtubule motor activity
Source: RefSeq, a predicted model, not a curated record